CACAUUAGGCUGUCGAUGGGAAGGAAAGCGAGCCGCCUGCGGCGACGCCGCCAGCCCCCAGCCGGCAUCAGCCCCACCACGUCGCCGUCGCCGUCGCCAACGCCUGCAUCCUCCUCAAGAGAGUUUGCCAUGACGCAAAGCCCGAGCAAGUUGUCUGACCCAUCUGUCUCUACUCCCCCAGGAGUGUUGGGGCACCAAGGUUGGGCUGACCUCCCAGAUAAACUGCUUCACUCCAUUGUUCCUCUGUUGGGAUCUUUCCUCGACCUUAUUGCGUUUGCUAGCACCUGUUGUUCUUGGCGUGCUGCCUUCUCUUCGUACCCAUCCAAACCGACCAUCUGCACCAAACUCCCGCCUCUCCUCGUCCGACCUAAUGUCUGUGUUGAUGCCCCUCAUCUCCCUUCCAGCAAUGGUCGUCACAAGCUACGCACAUGUAAGGUCAUUGAUCUGACCAACCAGAACAGAGCCCUCCGCUGCCAGAUUCCUCAAGAAACUUUUCAGAGGAUGCGUUUUGCUGGCUCUUCCUAUGGACAUCUCAUCUGCUGCCGCCGAGGAAAUUGCCUUGUUGUUGAUGUGUUCACUGGUGCCGAGGUUUCACCUCCAUCUCUCCCAUUCAGUGGUGACUGUGAGCAGGAGGUCUACUUUGGUGGCACCCUGACAGCUCCCCUUGCAUCACCCAACUGCCAUCUCCUUGUCAGCACACGAUCCUCCCUGUUUGAUUGGCCGGUUGGAAGUGACUCUUGGUCUGAACUCAAGCUUUCUGAUGCACGGGUAGAUCAGAUUGUGGAGUUCAAUGGUCAGUUCAUCGCCAUGGAUUAUUCCCAGAGGAUCUACAUUCUGAAGCUAGCCCCCCAGCUUGGCCUGCAGGAGAUAACAACCGAGUGGUGGGACGACAUGACUGAAUGCCCAUAUCUAAGACCAUGGCUGGUGGUCUGCGGUGAUAUGCUUCUCAUGGUUGACCAUUAUAUGAGCUUAUCAUUUGGAGCACCAGUCUUGUAUAAACCCUACCACCUUGAUAUGUCGACCAGACCUGCAAAAUGGGUGGAGGUGAAGAAGCUGGACAAUUGGGCACUCUUUGUAGGGGGUGAUGUGAGGAGCCCGCCGUUUUCUUGCUUGAGCCCAGAGAAGUGGGGAGGGAGGAGCAACUGCCUGUACUACGCCCAUUACUCUCAGCCUUGGAGCGUACAUGGAUUAGGUGACGCCGCAGAUGCUGUGUGGGAUCCUUCCACCGACCCUGAUCUUGUGUACAAGAGAAACUGGUACGGCCAGCUGCAGGCCUUCUGGGUGUAUCCAAGCAUGUUCUAUUCUGAUGCUCCAGUAGUGACGGGGCACCAAGACUGGGCUGACCUCCCAGAUAACCUGCUUCACUCCAUUGUUCCUCUGUUGGGAUCCUUUCUCGACCUUAUUGCAUUUGCUAGCACCUGUCGUUCUUGGCGUGCCGCCUUCUCUUCAUACCCAUCCAAAUCGACCUUCUGCACCAAACUCCCGCCUCUCCUCGUCCGGCCAAAUGUCCGUGUCCAAGCCCCUCAUCUACCUUCUAGCAAUGGUCGUCACAAGCUACGCACAUGUAAGGUCAUUGAUCUAGCCAACCAGAACAUAGCCCUUCGCUGCCAGAUUCCUCAUGAAACUUUUCAGAGGAUGCGCUUUGCUGGUUCUUCAUAUGGGCAACUCAUCUGCUGCCGCCGAGGAAAUUGUCUUAUUGUUGAUGUGUUCACUGGUGCUGAGGUUUCACCUCCAUGUCUCCCAUUCAGUGGCGACUGUGAAGAGGAGUUCUACUUUGGUGGCACCCUGACAGCUCCCCUUGCAUCACCCAACUGCCAGCUCCUUGUCAGCACCCGAUCCUCCCUGUUUGAUUGGCCGGUUGGAAGCGACUCUUGGUCUGAAAUCAAGCUUUCUGAUGCACGGAUAGAUCAGAUUGUGGAAUUCAAUGGCCAGUUCAUUGCCAUGGAUUAUUCUCAGAGGAUCUACGUUCUGAAGUUAGCCCCCCAGCUUGGCCUGCAGGAGAUAACUACCAAGUGGUGGGACGGCAUGACUGAGUGCCCAUAUCUAAGACCAUGGCUGGUGGUCUGCGGCGAUAUGCUUCUCAUGGUUGACCAUUACGUGAGCCUAUCAUUUGGAGCACCAGUCUUGUAUAAACCCUACCGUCUUGAUAUGUCGACCAGACCUGCAAAAUGGGUGGAGGUGAAAAAGCUGGACAACUGGGCACUCUUUGUAGGGGGUGAUGUGAGGAGCCCGCCAUUUUCUUGCUUGAGCCCAGAGAAGUGGGGAGGGAUGAGCAACCGCCUGUACUACGCCCAUUACUCUCAGCCUUGGAGCGUACAUGGCUUUGGUGAUGCGGCAGAUGCUGUGUGGGAUCCUUCCACCGACCCUGAUCUUGUGUACAAGAGAAACUGGUACGGUCAGCUGCAGGCCUUCUGGGUGUACCCAAGCAUGUUCUAUUCCGAUGGCCAGUGAUCGUUGAUGGGGCAACUACAGCUUGCUGCUCUACCAGCUUCUUCUCGAAAACUAUCACUUCCAACAGAGACUUACGCAGCUGAAAAAAGGUGCUUUUUCAUGGUGACAGUCAUGCUGAAGCUUCUGCAGUUAGUUUCAUCCUUCAGUUUUAAAACAUUGUAGGAGGCGUUUAUGGUGGCAAUCGGUGCUUACUCCAGCUUUUGCCAGUUAAUUUGUCGUUCAGUUUGCUGUUUGGUCGUUGCACUGUAUGGAUAUGUACUUGACUACGUAUUGCUCAUCUGUGCUGGAGUUGACUAGCUAAGCACCAUGUUUCUGCAUGACGAAGAGUGUUCCUGCAUGUGCCUGUGCUCUUAUUUGCAUCUUAAUCUCUUUUAAUUCGACAAGUUCAUUACAACAAGCAGACUUGCAUAGCUAAUUUUGCUUGAGAUACAUGAUGUGUCCUGUUGAAUUCGGCCGGUCAGUGUGAACAAGGCAUUUUUUUUCUUAAGUUAUUGUAACAAGAGUUGCCCCGAA
Messenger RNA from Aegilops tauschii subsp. strangulata, 2964 nucleotides. RefSeq lists its product as uncharacterized. The record is from RefSeq and is a predicted model, not a curated record. Gene Ontology annotation, molecular function: protein binding. NCBI's taxonomy places the organism in Eukaryota, Viridiplantae, Streptophyta, Magnoliopsida, Poales, Poaceae.